Molecule: messenger RNA, 192 nt
Organism: Penicillium malachiteum
Lineage: Eukaryota; Fungi; Ascomycota; Eurotiomycetes; Eurotiales; Aspergillaceae
Exons: 2
Coding region: 1-192 (63 amino acids)
Source: RefSeq, a predicted model, not a curated record
AUGUUACUAACUAGGUUUACCAUCGCUAUCUCAAAGCCCCCCCGACAGGCCGACGGAAACCGUCCAGUGGGGCACAUGCGUCGUCUCGUCCGCCUUUCUCGGCCGGUUGGUGCGUUCGCAUUGAAGACCGGCAACGCAUCCAAUACCGGGGAGAAUCAGCUUACUGGCCUAUUCUGUGUCCCAUCCGUCUGA